UCAGGGUUAUGGUGAGCAGGUAGGUAAGUGGAGCUGAGUCUACGAGAAGAUCAGCUAUGAUCUUAUUGAAUGGCGGACCAGGCUUGAUGGGCCAGAUGGCCUACACCUGCUCCUAUUUCUUACGUAAUUAGCACUUCUCAGAAUGAUCUCCAAUAACAGCAAAUGAAUCUGGAUGGAGACUUUUAUUUUGACAUUUUUACUGCCAUUACAUAAGCUUCUGACUCACUGGAUACAGUCUUACUGCUAGCAGUUCAAAGUCUCGCAGCAAAAUCCAACUUAAAUAAAUUAUUGACAAUAUUGACUUGGUUGUCAGAAAAAGAAGGAAUUCAUGAAUGGAUAUUCUAACUGUCAUGGGGAAAAUGUCCCUACAGUUUUUUUGGAUUAUAAUGGAGGACUUUAUGGAUGUUAUUUCUACGGUAUGGAGGGGUGUACCAGGUCUGAGGCACCUCUUUCCAAAUGUAAAGAAGGAACCCAUAUACUACAACAGGAGAAAGGGAUUAGAGAGUAUAGCACCUCUGUUUAUGACUGUGGAAGAAACCCCUGAACCCAUUCCAGUGAAAGUCAAAGGGGAAAUUCCUAAUUGGUUAAGAGGAAGUCUGCUGAGAAAUGGGCCUGGAAAAUUUGAGUUUGGAAAUGACAAGUACAAUCAUUGGUUUGACGGUAUGGCUUUGAUGCAUCACUUCAGAAUUGAAGAUGGUAAUGUAACCUACAUGAGCAAGUUUCUACGCAGUGAAACCUAUCAGACCAAUAGUGCAAACAACCGUAUCAUGGUUUCUGAGUUUGGAACUUUAGCGAUGCCCGACCCUUGCAAAAACAUUUUUGCAAGAUUCAUCAGCAAAUUUGAAAUGCCAACAACUGAUAACGGCAGUGUUAACUUUGCACGAUACAAAGGAGAUUAUUAUGCGACCACGGAAACUAAUUUUAUCCAUAAAGUGAAUCCCAAUACCCUUGACACAGUAGAAAAGGUGGAUUGGACCAAAUUUAUUGCAGUCAAUGGAGCAACAGCCCAUCCACAUUACGAUCCUGAUGGGACAACCUACAAUAUGGGCAAUUCAUAUGGAACAAAUGGCACGAUCUAUAACAUCAUUGCAGUUCCUCCGCAGAAGUCAGAUGAUGGGGAGACACUUGAAGGCGCCAGAAUUGUUUGUGGCAUUACACCAGUGGACAGCAUGAAGCCUUCUUACUACCACAGCUUUGGAAUGUCCAAGAACUAUAUCAUCUUUGUUGAGCAACCGCUGAAAAUAAAUGUACUGAAAAUUCUUACAUCCAAGUUCAGGGGCAAAAGUUUGAGCCAUGCACUAAACUGGGAGCCAGAACUUAACACUGUCAUCCAUGUGGCUAAUAAACACUCAGGAGAGAUGGUUCCCUUCAAGUAUUACAGCAAAGCCUUCAGUACAUUCCAUCAUAUUAAUGCAUUUGAAGAUGAUGGCUUUAUUGUUCUCGAUCUCUGCAGCUUUGACAAUGGCAAUGUUAUAAAUAACAUAACUCUACAAAAUUUGCGUCAGUCUGGAGAAGCAUUGGAUGAGGUCUACAACACUUUACCAAAAGGCUUUCCACGUAGAUUUGUCUUGCCUUUGAAUAUCAACUCUGACACACCUAUUGAUCAGAACCUCAACACUUUGACAUACAGCAAUGCAGUUGUAUUCAGAAAGGCUGAUGGAAAGAUUUGGUGUGAGUUUGAGAACCUCCAUGAUGAUGAUUUCUUCGAUGAAGGUGGAAUGGAGUUUCCACAAAUUAACUAUGCGAAGUAUAACACGAAGAAAUACAAAUUUUUGUAUGGAUGUGGAGCAAACAAUAUGAUGGUAGAUUCUCUUAUAAAGAUGGAUGUAGAAACCAAGAAAUUUAAGACCUGGAAAGAAAAAGGGUACUAUCCAUCAGAGCCAGUCUUUGUGCCGUCUCCCAACAGUGCAGAUGAGGAUGAUGGAAUUAUCUUAUCUGUAAUUGUUUCACCAAAUCAGAAUAAGAACAGCUUGCUGCUUGUGCUUGAUGCCAAGACCUUCACUGAAAUAGGCAGAGCAGAAGUGGCUGUACGUAUACCAUUUGGAUUUCAUGGUGUUUUUGCAGCAAAUUAAACUUACUGAAGCACUUCCACAAACUGUACAACUGGGUUCCAGCACUUCAGGAACUUCAAAAACAUUCAAACGCAUGCUUUUAUUAUAAAGUAACUUUUACAUUCUGAAUAAACGAUAAUGAUUAAUUCUCAAA
Molecule: messenger RNA, 2205 nt
Organism: Rhincodon typus (whale shark)
Lineage: Eukaryota; Metazoa; Chordata; Chondrichthyes; Orectolobiformes; Rhincodontidae
Product: carotenoid-cleaving dioxygenase, mitochondrial
Exons: 12
Coding region: 333-2072 (579 amino acids)
Biological process (GO): retinal metabolic process; carotene catabolic process
Cellular component (GO): mitochondrion
Molecular function (GO): beta-carotene 15,15'-dioxygenase activity; carotenoid dioxygenase activity
Source: RefSeq, a predicted model, not a curated record